AUGGCGAAUGCGUACAAUGAGGAGCUUUUACUUGAAAUCAACCACGUGAAGUAUCGAAAAGCUGGUGAAGGUCGUUCUCCAAUAGGCCGGUUGUUGUUGUACAGUGAACACAUACAGUGGGAAGAUAAUGCCGGUGGGGAUGUUUUGUAUGUUAAGUUCAUACAAAUCAAAGGUCAGCGAGUUUCGGCGGCAACUAAGCCGAAGGUCCAAUUACAACUUUGUCUUCAAAACGAAGAUCAAGCAACUUUUGUUUUCUUGGAUCCGUCGAAAUCAAGGGAUCAACUUUUAGACCAAAGAGAUGCUUUGAAAGAAACUUUGCAACAGUCAUUAAUUGAUCAUAGAGCGAAAGUUAACCAGUUAGCUGCUUCACAAGAGCAGGGAUCUGUUCACUCUGAGCUGGAAACAAAACAAAGAAUACUGCAGCAGAACAAACAGCUCCAGCUUCUCUAUCAACAUCUUGUAGCUUCCAAGUUAAUCACUCCGCAAGACUUCUGGGUUGAAUAUUACAAACAACCAGAGAACGGCGAUGAGAAGACUGGGGUAAAUGGAGCUUUUUUAUCUUCCAUAGCAACCCAAGAUGGUACUAAAGGAGUUAAACUGAAUUUGAACGCUGAAAUUAUCCAAGCAAUUUUUAAUACAUAUCCAGCUGUGGAGAGAAAGCAUUUGGAAUUAGUUCCACACGAAAUGCCUGAAGAGCAGUUUUGGUCUAAGUUUUUCCAAUCUCAUUAUUAUCAUAGACAAAGAGAGGUGCUUCCUAACCCGCACGACCCUUUCGCCGAUUGUGUUAAGUUUGACGAUUUGGAAAUCAAGAAGCUGGUCAACGAAGGAGUAAAGAGGAAGCGGUUCGAUUUGGAUCAUCUCUCUGAUAAUUUGUUUGAUUCUUCCACAGCUAAAGAAGCUCUAAAAACAGAUCCGAAGACAACUUUAGUGAGACGGUGCAAUUACUUAUCUGAGAGGAUCAUAGCUACCUUGGCGAAAAAUACAACUAAUCAAACUUCAUCGAACAGCAAGAAAACAGAAAAGGAAGGAUCCGGUUUUUCAAUUUUGAACAGAAUCAUCGACGAAGAGGAAACAAGACUAGAAUCUGAUGAAUUAACCCAGAAAAAGGAGGAACAAAUAACUCAAGUGGUGAAGAUUAACAGUGCUUCUCGGAAUUCAACUAGAACUUAUCUUCCCGAAGAGGCAAUUGAGUACAAGAGGAUAGUGCUUAACUUUAUUGAUGAUACGACUGAUGAGGAUAUACUUUCUCAUGAGCUUCCCCUGUUUGAAGACGAUGAUACUAACGGGUUUCCCCUUGCUGACCAAAAUUCAAAAACUAAAAAGGUGGUUGCUAAAGAUUGGAACUUAACGCCCCAGGAGUUUAAUGAAGUCCGCAUAUUGCAUGAUUCCUGCAAUGAAGUUCUGAAGCAUUUUUGGUCAUGUUUCCCUCCAAUAACUCAAGAGUUAGAAGAAAAGAUGGCAAGAAUGGAUACGGCACUCCGUCAAUUGGAAGAGGGGCAGUUAUCGAAAGCUGCAUUGAAAUAUGGUCCUAGUUGUGUUGAACAUUCAUUUUUGAUGAUUUCAAAAGCUCACGAGCGCUAUCAGUCUUUCCUGCACAGAAAGAAGAAAUAG
This is a messenger RNA of Auanema sp. JU1783, 1611 nucleotides long. The record is from the annotation of a GenBank genome assembly. NCBI's taxonomy places the organism in Eukaryota, Metazoa, Nematoda, Chromadorea, Rhabditida, Rhabditidae.